AUGUCUUAUUCAAACAAAUAUACUUUUGCUGCCUUGCCGAGGACACAGCGAGGUACGCCGCUGGUUUUAGGCGGAGACCCAAAGGGAAAGAAUUUCCUUUACACCAACGGGAAUUCAGUUAUAAUACGUGAUAUCGAGAACCCGGCCAUCUCAGAUGUGUAUACGGAACAUUCGUGUCAAGUUAAUGUCGCUAAAUAUUCGCCGAGCGGCUUCUAUAUUGCUUCCGGAGAUGCUUCUGGCAAGGUGCGUAUUUGGGACACAGUCAACAAGGAGCAUAUCCUCAAGAAUGAGUUCCAGCCUAUCGGAGGACCUAUCAAGGAUAUCGCAUGGAGUGCUGACAGUCAGCGUAUGGUCGUUGUUGGAGAAGGACGCGAGAAAUUCGGUCAUGUAUUCAUGGCGGAGACUGGUACUUCUGUGGGCGAGAUCAGCGGCCAGUCGAAGCCAAUAAAUUCGGUGGACUUCAGACCCUCGCGUCCAUUCCGUAUCGUGACCGCCUCGGAAGAUAACACUAUUGCUGUGUUUGAAGGUCCCCCCUUCAAAUUCAAAUGCACUAAACAGGAGCACACUCGCUUCGCGCAGGCAGUACGUUACAGUCCCGACGGUGGACUGUUCGCUUCAGCUGGAUUUGAUGGCAAGAUAUAUCUCUAUGAUGGUGCUACCUCUGAACUUAAGGGAGAGAUCGGGUCGCACAAGGGAGGUGUGUACGGAAUCUCUUGGUCUCCGGACGGAAAACGGCUGCUUUCUUGCUCUGGUGAUAAGACUUGUGCCGUCUGGGAUAUUGAAACAAUGCAGCGUUCCAUCACCUUCAAUAUGGGCAAUGCUGUUGAAAAUCAACAGGUAUCGUGUCUUUGGCAAGGUAAGUACCUGAUCUCAGUAUCCCUGUCCGGAGUCAUCAACUACCUGGACAUGGAGAACCCGGACAAGCCGCUCCGUGUGCUGAUGGGACACAACAAACCCAUCACCUGCCUCGCUCUGGAGACCAGCACCAGCACCGUGUACACCGCCAGCCAUGAUGGAUGUGUUACUUCCUGGAAUACUGCCACCGGUGAAGGUCGUCAUAUCGGAGGAACUGGACAUGGUAACCAGGUGAAUGGUAUGAGUGUUGGUAAAAACGGUAGUCUGCUCACCUGCGGUAUUGAUGACUCCCUGCGCUAUGCUGUACCCGCUAACGAAGGUGAUGCUCCUACAUAUACUGACAGUGUGGUAACACUGGGCUCUCAGCCACGUGCCAUGGACCAUGUCAUAGAGGAUGACCUCACUGUUGUCGCUACUGUCAAAGAGUUAAUAGUUUUGAUGGGUAACAACAAGCAAUCAACUUUGCCGGUGAACUACGAGCCGACUUGUGUCGCUAUUGAUCCAAAAUUGAAGCAUAUCGCUGUUGGUGGUGGUAACAACAAAGUGCACAUUUACUCAUUGGACAAGCGGUCAUUGCUGCCACGUUCAGAGCUGACACACCUUGGAGCUGUCACCAGCGUUGCCUACAGUCCUGACUCCAGAUACCUUGUCGCUGCAGAUGUCAAUCGCAAGCUCAUAUUAUAUGAUGUUGAAGGAUAUACUUUGGCACACAACAAGGAGUGGGGUUUCCACACUGCGCGUGUCAACUGUGUGGCCUGGUCUCCGGACUCGAAACGCGUUGCGUCCGGAUCUCUGGACACCAGCAUCAUUGUGUGGAGUGUUGAUACACCAGCUAAACACACAGUUAUCAAAAAUGCUCAUCCUCAGAGUCAGAUCACAGGUCUGGCCUGGUUAGACGACGAGACUGUUGUCUCCGUGGGACAGGAUGGCAACACUCGCGUCUGGAACGUGCCCAAGGCCUAGGCCGGGCAGAGGCAAGACCUAGGCCUGGCAGAGGCGAGACCUUUGCCUUGCAGAG
This is a messenger RNA of Papilio machaon (common yellow swallowtail), 1873 nucleotides long. It is a transcript of the gene flr, whose product is annotated as actin-interacting protein 1. The transcript is spliced from 13 exons. The record is from RefSeq and is a predicted model, not a curated record. Gene Ontology annotation, molecular function: actin filament binding. Gene Ontology annotation, cellular component: cortical actin cytoskeleton. Bases 1 to 1818 code for a protein of 605 amino acids. Lineage: Eukaryota; Metazoa; Arthropoda; Insecta; Lepidoptera; Papilionidae. Gene Ontology annotation, biological process: sarcomere organization; positive regulation of actin filament depolymerization; locomotion.